Molecule: messenger RNA, 2361 nt
Organism: Phyllopteryx taeniolatus (common seadragon)
Lineage: Eukaryota; Metazoa; Chordata; Actinopteri; Syngnathiformes; Syngnathidae
Gene: fbxl5
Product: F-box and leucine-rich repeat protein 5
Exons: 11
Coding region: 8-1990 (660 amino acids)
Biological process (GO): intracellular iron ion homeostasis; SCF-dependent proteasomal ubiquitin-dependent protein catabolic process
Cellular component (GO): SCF ubiquitin ligase complex
Molecular function (GO): protein binding
Source: RefSeq, a predicted model, not a curated record
CUGCCCAAUGCUAAUGAUAAUGCUAAAGCUAAUGCACAUCUUCCCGUCAGACAGUCGUCAUCUGUGUCUGGUCAACAUGGCUCCUUUUCCGGACGAAGUGGACGUUUUCACGGGCCCGCACUGGCGAAUGAAGCAGCUGGUGGGUUUGUAUUCUGAGAAGCUGUCGGAGACCAACUUCUCCAACAUCAGCGACUUCCGCUCCUUCCUCCAGUCGCUGCUGGCCACCUUCAAGGAGUUCAAGAUGCACGAGCAGAUCGAGAACGAGUACAUCAUCGGCCUGCUGGAGCAGCGCUGCUGCACCGUCUACAACAUGCACUCCGACAACAAACUCUCCGACAUGCUGCUGCUGCUGGAGAAGGGCCUGCACAACGUCAAGAGUGAAUACGAGCAGCUCAACUACGCCCAGCAGCUGAAGGAGAGACUGGAGGCUUUCACUCAGGACUUCCUGCCCCACAUGAAGGAGGAGGAAGAGGUGUUUCAGCCCAUGCUCAUGCAGCACUUCACCUACGAGGAGCUGAAGGCCAUCAAGAAGCAGGUGAUGGCGCAGCACUGCAGUCAGCAGCCGUGGGACUGCGCCGCCGACGUCCUGAAAGGAUUCAGCCUGUGGAGUCGUGCCGAGGAGCUGCAGAAGGCCUUCAAAUAUGCAGACCACGAGAAAACAGACUACGAAGCGGAGCGCGAUGGAACUUGUUCCGUGCACAUCGGCCAACUUCCAGCGGAAGUUGUCAUGAGGAUCUUCCGCUACUUGGGCCCUCCAGAUCUUUGCCGCUGCAGCCAGGUUUGCGACUCCUGGUCUGAGCUGGCUAAGACCGGUUCUCUGUGGAGGCACCUCUACCCUGUACGCUGGGCCAGAGGUGACUACUACAACGGGCCACCUGGAGAUUUGGACCAGGAGCCGGAUGACGGCUGGCUGAAGAGUCGCGAGAACGAAGUGCGAGCGUACCAGGAGUGGGACGAGGAUGCCGACAUUGAUGAAUCUGACGAGUGCGGCAAUACGGGCGACUCGCUGGCCAUCAGCACGGCCCGGCGCGAGAAGAGGCUCCUGAACGGAAUCAUCCAGAACCUUCUCCCCGUCGUGGGCCCGGCCGUCAAGUCGCUGGUGCUGGCCUACGGCUCCACUGUGUCCAGUAAAAUGGUGCGUCAGAUCCUCAGUCUCUGUCCCAACGUGGCACAUCUGGACCUGACACAGACGGAUGUCACUGAUUAUGCUUUUGACAGCUGGUUCUUCAUGGGCGCUUGCUCUUCUCUGGACCAUCUGGACUUGUCCGGUUGCGACAAGCUCACGGACCACGCCCUGAAAAGACUCUCUCUGGGGUUGGGGGACCUCAGCCCCUCGUGGAAGUCCCGCCGCCGCGGGCGCCGGGCCGUCAUCUUGCAACGAGGGGAGGCCGGCCGGCGGGGAUCCGCGCCGUUGCCGGCCGACAUCGAGGACUCCGCCGAGUGGACGCGGCGAGGGUGCGAGGAAGUGGAGGAGGAGCGUUUCGUAGAGACUCAGCUGGUGGGGAGCCUGUGCUGCUGCAGGCGGGGCCGUGGGACCGCCCCCGACGCCUCAAUUUUGCACUACGCCAUGUCCACGGACAGGUUUUGCGCUAAGGCCGCCUGUUGCGCGGGCGACAACGGCGACGGGCGCCUCAGGACUAACGGUCGCCGCUCGCCGACGGACACUAAACGCCCCGACAACAGGACUAACCGAUCGGGCGCAAGACGCGCGCUUAACUUCCUCAGCCUGUCUGGAUGCUACCAGGUCACGGACGUGGGACUCAGGGCCAUGUCGGAGCUGGGAGGCCUUCCGGCCCUGGAGCAUCUGAACCUGUCGGGCUGCCUCUCGGUCACGGAGGCGGGCCUUCACCUGCUGGUGUCGGCGUGCCCCGCCCUCAACGACGAACACUUCUACUACUGCGACAACAUCAACGGUCCAAACGCAGACACGGCGAGCGGAUGCCAGAACCUGCAGUGCGGAUUCAGGGCGUGCUGUCGCUCCGGAGAGUGAACCCACCCCGUUCCCCAAACCCGACCCACCCACCCACCCCUCUCUAUAAUUGCACUUUAUCUGAGUGAAACUAUAACAUUUCUUCUGUGUACACUCCAAGGAGCGACGUUUCAAGAGCCACUCUUCCAAAACACCCCAAUCCAACACUCUCCAGUGUGAAAUCACAAACCAAUGACAAAAGAGUUUAGAAGCAAACAUCAAUAAGGAACAGCGGAGAAUCAAGUUGUCAUUUUAGGAGAGGAAAAAUUGUACAUCACGGAAACAGGAAUUGUACGAGGAAAACAAAGUUGAAAUGUUAUGGAAAUGCUUGCAAUUUUGAGUUGUAUUGUCAUGGGAAAAGACGUACGAUUAAAAUCACUAUUUUCAGGAAA